This is a messenger RNA of Nicotiana attenuata, 2138 nucleotides long. Its product is annotated as putative serine/threonine-protein kinase. The record is from RefSeq and is a predicted model, not a curated record. Bases 472 to 1593 code for a protein of 373 amino acids. Gene Ontology annotation, molecular function: protein kinase activity; ATP binding. The transcript has 8 exons. NCBI's taxonomy places the organism in Eukaryota, Viridiplantae, Streptophyta, Magnoliopsida, Solanales, Solanaceae. Gene Ontology annotation, biological process: protein phosphorylation.
GCAUCGCUUUCACAGUUGAACCUCACCAAAAAAUGCCUGAAAAGCAAAGCUAUAAAAGUCUUCUUCUUCUUCGUCUACUACUGUUGCUGAUCAUUUCGUUUCAUUUCCACACGACGUCGUUUUCCCCUGUCAUAAACCUACGCGCCUAUUUUGUCCUCCUCCUUCUUCUGUUUUUUCCAAAUUCUAAGCAACUGUUAAAAAUUGCUGGCUUUGUUGAUCAACAGUAGAUAAGUUAAUUAGCUUAUGAUCAGAUGAGUUUGAAGUGAUUAAGCUGAAUCUGAGGCAGUGUUGUCAAAGGCGCGCUUAAGCCCUGAAGCGAGACUCAAAACAUGUUGAGCGCUUCGCGUCGCUUAGCGGGCGCUUCAGUUUUGCCAUCAAGGCUAAAAAUUGGGGAAGGCUAACAUGUAAUUCACACGUCAGGAGGGAUUAUCGGUCAAGUAAGAAGAUUGACCUACUAAAGUCCGGAUUGAAAUGAACUGCAGCUGCUUUGGUGCCUCAACGGUGCGGAAGAAAAGGGGUGUUGAUCAUGUUCAUAAAGAUGCACCAGACACUGGAGGCUGCUCCACUGCAAAGACAAAGAAAUUUUCAUAUAGUGAAUUAAGAAUAGCAACCAACAACUUCCAUCAAAGGAACAAAAUAGGGCAAGGAGGUUUUGGGACAGUAUACAAGGGAACUCUAAAAAGAGGAAUAGAAGUUGCUGUGAAGACACUUUCUGCCGAAUCAAGGCAGGGGUUGCGUGAGUUUUCGACAGAAAUUGAAACCCUAUCAGAUGUCAGACAUCCCAAUCUAGUUGAGUUGAUUGGAUACUGUCUUGAUGGAACUAACCGGAUCUUGGUCUACGAAUACAUAGAAAAUAGGAGCCUUGAUCGAGCACUGUUUGGUUCUAGGACUAGCAAUGUUAAAUUAGAGUGGGACACACGGGCCGCUAUUUGCUUGGGUACUGCUAGAGGUCUUGCUUAUCUACAUGAAGAAUUAGUGCCGCAUAUAGUGCACAGGGACAUUAAAGCUAGUAAUAUACUGCUUGAUAAGGAUUAUAAACCAAAAAUUGGAGAUUUUGGACUUGCAAAGCUUUUUCCAGAUAAUAUCACUCACAUCACCACGCAGAUAAAAGGAACCACUGGCUAUCUGGCACCCGAAUAUGUAAUAGGCCGUCAAUUAACAUCCAAGGCUGAUGUUUACAGUUUUGGGGUCCUAGUACUUGAAACAGUAAGUGGCAGGAGCAGUGGCAGUGGUGCAUGGCAAGGGCAGAAGUUACUCCUGGAAUUGGCCUGGCAGCUCUAUGAAGAGGGAAAGCUUUUGGAAUUAGUUGAUCCAGAACUGGGAGAUUUUCCAGAAAAAGAAGUCAUCAAGUACAUUAAAGUAGCUCUCUUUUGCACACAAGAAAAUGCAAAUCGAAGACCAAUGAUGAGCCAGGUUCUUGAAAUGCUCACAAGAAACAUCAAGCUAAAUGAGAACGAACUCACACCACCGGGAUUUUUCCAAGAUUCAGGCGGGCCUAGUGGUACGCAAUCAAAGCUGAAGUCAUCUGAAAGCAGUACAAGUUAUCAAAUGAGUUCUGUCCCCCUUACAAUCACUCAGGUGAUCCCUAGAUAAUCAACUUAUCAAUAGUGAAUGGCACCUGAACAUUUCAUCCAGGAUGAGUUGACAGCUUUAGUUUUACAAAAGAAGAGUAAUUUAGGGAAGAAAUUAUUGCCAGCGGGCCUUUGGUUCACAGGUUCAAUGAUAAGGACGCAACACGUGAUUAUGUGUGGUUAGGCACACGUCAUGAGUUUGACCCUGCCGCGAACAAGCCUAGUAUUUAAGUUGGGAAGAGGGUAGAGUGCAUGCCUAUAGUCCCCGGAGUUGCAAAUAUCUGCACCAAAUUGGAGUUGGGGCAGAAACCAUAGGGAAUUUCUUAGUGUAAAGAAAUAUUAGGAAGAUAUUAUUUCAAUAAAUCAUGUUUCUAUUUUUUGUUCUAAUUAUCUGGUUUUAUCCUUAAAGUAACUCGUGUUGUCAUCAAUCUACAUUGUCCAAAACUUUCUUCUUUCCUUUUACUGAGAGUGAACAUGGUUUGGAGGCUAACAGUCUCUUGUAUCUACUAAAAUGAUCAGACAAGUCAUACUGUAAAACUUCUAAUCUAUUUUUAGAUCUCUUUUACA